ACCGCUACCAAAACUCUCAUGCGCCAUCGGGGCUGAGAGUCUGAGAGAGAGCAGAGAGCGAGAGAGAGCAGAGAGCGAGAGAGAGCAAUGGAGAAGAAAACCAUAGCUAAUGUUGGAGUUAGUGACAUAGUCAAUGCAGGGUUGUCCAUGGAGGAGGCUGUAGAUUUUCAAAAAAUCCUCAAACAAAUCAUAGGUGAAGCAAAAUGCUCAGACUCCAGAGAGGUUUGGCGAAAGGUGGUGGCGAAGAGAAUGCUAUUGCCGUGCCAUCCACAUAAGUUGCACCAAUUGAUCUAUUACUCUGUCUAUGCUCGUUGGGAUGCCUCCAUUAAUGGACCUCCUCUUUAUUGGUUUCCUUCUCUCUCUCAAUCAAAAUAUACAAACUUAGGACGUGUAAUGGAAAUUCAUGGUCCUAAGUACUUAGGCGCUUCAUACAAGGAUCCAAUAACAAGUUUUAGCCUCUUUCAGAAAUACACUGUUCAGCAUCCUGAGGUUUAUUGGUCUCUUAUUCUAAGAGAGCUCUCGAUUGUAUUUCAUGAAGUUCCCAAGUGUAUUCUUGACACCUCCAACAAAUCAAAACAGGGAGGGAAUUGGCUACCAGGUUCAGUUCUAAAUAUUGCCGAAUGCUGUUUGCAUCCUGCAAGUCAUCCUAGAAAGAAUGAUGACAGUGUGGCUAUCGUAUGGAGAGAUGAAAGUGAUAACUCCAAAGUGAAUCAUUUGACAUUAAAAGAACUUCGGGAACAAGUAAUGUUGGUCGCUAAUGCUUUGGAUGCAACAUUUACAAAGGGUGAUGCCAUUGCUAUUGACAUGCCAAUGACAGUCAAUGCUGUUGUAAUAUAUCUAGCCAUUGUAUUAGCAGGAUUUGUUGUUGUAUCUAUAGCUGACAGCUUUGCAGCCAAGGAAAUUGCUGCUCGUUUACGCAUUUCCAACGCUAAGGCUAUCUUUACUCAGGAUUAUAUACUCAGAGGAGGUCGAAAAUUUCCUUUGUACAGCCGUGUAGUAGAGGCUGCUCCACAUAAAGCCAUUGUGCUCCCUGUGAUUGGGAGUGAUGUAGAUGUUCAAUUAAGACAUCAGGACCUAUCAUGGAAAGAUUUUCUCUCUAGUGUCAAUCACUUUCUAAGACCAAAUUAUUAUUCUCCCAUUUGUCAACCAGUAGAUGCUAUCACUAAUAUACUCUUUUCAUCUGGAACCACAGGAGAACCAAAAGCUAUAUUAUGGACCCAACUUUCUCCAAUUCGAUCUGCUAGUGAUGCUUGGGCUCACAUUGAUAUUCAAGUUGGUGAUGUUUACUGCUGGCCCACAAAUUUAGGAUGGGUUAUGGGACCAAUUUUACUUUACUCAUGCUUCCUAAAUGGCGCAACACUUGCUCUCUUUCAUGGGUCUCCUAUUGGCCGUGAGUUUGGAAAAUUUGUUCAGGAUGCUGGAGUUACUAUUUUGGGGACAGUUCCAAGUUUAGUGAAAGCUUGGAAGAGUACCAACUGCAUGGAAGGCUUAGAUUGGACGAAGAUAAAAUCCUUCUGUUCCACUGGAGAAUCUUCCAAUGUUGAUGAUGACCUUUGGCUUUCUUCAAGAGCUUAUUACAAGCCUAUUAUUGAAUGUUGUGGAGGCACAGAACUUGCAUCAUCGUAUAUCCAAGGAUGUCCACUUCAGCCGCAAGCUUUUGGAGCCUUCAGCACUGCGUCAAUGACAACGGGCUUUGUUAUCCUUGACGAAAAUGAAGUUCCUUAUCCUGAUGACCAACCUUGUGUUGGUGAAGUGGGUUUAUUCCCUCUAUACUUUGGUGCAAGUGAAAGGUUGCUGAAUGCUGACCAUUACAAAGUGUACUUCAAGGGAAUGCCAAUGUUCAAGGGAAUGCAACUCAGGAGACACGGAGACAUCCUUAAGAGAACUGUUGGAGGCUAUUUCAUUGUGCAGGGGAGAGCUGAUGACACCAUGAAUCUCGGUGGCAUUAAGACAAGUUCUGUUGAAAUUGAGCGUGUUUGUGAUGGAGCCGAUGAAAGCAUCAUGGAAACUGCUGCAAUUAGUAUAGCACCAAAAGAUGGCGGUCCGGAACUCCUAGUAAUUUUUGUAGUUCUAAAGAAGGGAUACGCUAGUGAACCAGACGAGUUGAAAAUGAAAUUCUCCAAAGCCAUCCAAAGCAAUCUCAAUCCUUUGUUCAAGGUGAGCUUUGUUAAGAUUAUCCCCGAGUUUCCUCGAACUGCUUCUAACAAGUUAUUAAGGAGAGUAUUGAGGGAUCAAAUGAAGCAUGAGCUAUCACUUCAUAGUAAAAUCUAGUGAUUUGAAGAAGUUGUGUAUUUCAUGUAAGAAGACAUCUGAAAUUUUUAUUACAAUCCUUGUGAUGUAAUAAUUCUUUGCUGACUAUGAGCUUUGUUGAUGCCCAUCCAUCAUAACUGGAAUAAAUAGUUUUACCACUUCAAACUUUGGUAAGUUAUCUUUCCCCAACAGGAAUUAAUUACCUUGCCAGCUUUUGUGUUUUAUUAUAAUGAGUGGUGGCAAAGCUAGGAUUUCCUUUGAAGGUGAAUAAAGCCAAAAAAUACCCUUUUUUUUUA
Manihot esculenta (cassava) is the source of this 2546-nucleotide messenger RNA. RefSeq names its product probable CoA ligase CCL12. The record is from RefSeq and is a predicted model, not a curated record. The transcript is spliced from 14 exons. The coding region runs from base 88 to 2271 and encodes 727 amino acids. Lineage: Eukaryota; Viridiplantae; Streptophyta; Magnoliopsida; Malpighiales; Euphorbiaceae.